Ochotona curzoniae (black-lipped pika) is the source of this 2056-nucleotide messenger RNA. RefSeq names its product fibronectin leucine rich transmembrane protein 1 (gene FLRT1). The transcript has a single exon. The coding region runs from base 8 to 2056 and encodes 682 amino acids. The record is from RefSeq and is a predicted model, not a curated record. Gene Ontology annotation, molecular function: protein binding. Lineage: Eukaryota; Metazoa; Chordata; Mammalia; Lagomorpha; Ochotonidae.
GUGCACCAUGGUGGUGGCACACCCCAUGGCCACUGCCACUGCCACGCCUGCCACCACGGUCACAGCCACCGUGGUGAUGACCACAGCCACCAUGGACCUGCGGGACUGGCUGUUCCUGUGUUACGGGCUCAUCGCCUUCCUGACAGAGGUCAUCGACAGUACCACGUGCCCCUCUGUCUGCCGCUGUAACAACGGCUUCAUCUACUGCAACGACCGGGGGCUCACCUCCAUCCCCGCCGACAUCCCUGACGAUGCCACCACCCUCUACCUGCAGAACAACCAUAUCAACAACGCUGGCAUCCCCCAGGACCUCAAGACCAAGGUCAGCGUGCAGGUCAUCUACCUGUAUGAGAACGACCUGGAUGAGUUCCCCAUCAACCUACCCCGCUCCCUGCGGGAGCUGCACCUGCAGGACAACAAUGUGCGUGCCAUCGCCCGUGACUCGCUGGCCCGCAUCCCGCUGCUCGAGAAGCUGCACCUGGAUGACAACUCCGUGUCCACCGUCAGCAUCGAGGAGGACGCGUUCGCCGACAGCAAGCAGCUCAAGCUGCUCUUCCUCAGCCGCAACCACCUGAGCAGCAUCCCGCCAGGGCUGCCGCACACGCUCGAGGAGCUGCGGCUGGACGACAACCGCAUCUCCACCAUCCCGCUGCACGCCUUCAAGGGCUUGCGCAGCCUGCGGCGUCUGGUGCUGGACGGCAACCUGCUGGCUAACCAGCGCAUCGCUGACGACACCUUCAGCCGCCUGCAGAACCUCACGGAGCUGUCACUGGUGCGCAACUCGCUGGCCGCGCCGCCCCUCAACCUGCCCAGCGCCCACCUGCAGAAGCUCUACCUGCAGGACAACGCCAUCACCCACAUCCCCUACAACACGCUGGCCAAGAUGCGUGAGCUGGAGCGGUUGGACCUGUCCAACAACAACCUCACCACACUGCCCCGCGGCCUCUUUGACGACCUGGGCAACCUGGCCCAGCUGCUACUCAGGAACAACCCCUGGUUCUGUGGUUGCAACCUCAUGUGGCUGCGGGACUGGGUGAAGGCACGGGCCACUGUGGUCAAUGUGCGGGGUCUCAUGUGCCAGGGCCCCGAGAAGGUCCGGGGCAUGGCCAUCAAGGACAUCACCACCGAGAUGGAUGAGUGCUCCGAGGCUGGGGCUCAGGGCGGUGCAGCCGGCGUGGCCAGCACUGCUGCCAAGACCACAGCCUCCAACCAUGCCGCUGCUGCCGCUGCUGCAGCCACCACACCCCAGGGCUCACUGUUCACGCUCAAGGCCAAGAGGCCGGGGCUGCGCCUCCCUGACUCCAACCUUGACUACCCCAUGGCCACAGGCGACAGUGCCAAGACCCUGGUGAUCCACGUGAAGCCACUCACAGCAGAUUCCAUCCGCAUCACGUGGAAGGCCACACUCCCAGCCUCCUCCUUCCGGCUCAGCUGGCUACGCCUGGGCCAUAGCCCGGCUGUGGGCUCCAUCACCGAGACCUUGGUGCAGGGGGAUAAGACUGAGUACCUGCUCACGGCCUUGGAGCCCAAGUCUACCUACAUCAUCUGCAUGGUCACCAUGGAGACCAGCAAUGCCUACGUGGCAGAUGAGACACCUGUGUGUGCCAAGGCGGAGACAGCUGACACCCACAGCCCUGCCACCACACUCAACCAGGAGCAGAAUGUGGGCCCUAUGGCAGGACUGCCCCUGGCGGGCAUCGUUGGUGGUGCCGUGGCCCUGGUCUUCCUCUUCCUGGUCCUGGGGGCCAUCUGCUGGUAUGUGAACCGGGCCGGUGAGCUGCUGGGCAGGGAGAGGGCCUACAACCGGGGCAGCAGGAGAAAGGAUGACUAUAUGGAGUCAGGGACCAAGAAGGAUAACUCCAUCCUGGAGAUCCGUGGACCCGGGCUGCAGAUGCUGCCCAUCAACCCGUACCGCACCAAAGAGGAGUAUGUGGUGCACACCAUCUUCCCCUCCAAUGGCAGCAGCCUGGGCAAGGGCACACACACCAUCGGCUACGGCGCCACACGGGGCUACCGUGAUGGUGGCAUCCCUGAUGCUGACUACUCCUACACAUGA